Molecule: messenger RNA, 1259 nt
Organism: Hyaloscypha bicolor E
Lineage: Eukaryota; Fungi; Ascomycota; Leotiomycetes; Helotiales; Hyaloscyphaceae
Product: NAD(P)-binding protein
Exons: 2
Coding region: 46-1167 (373 amino acids)
Biological process (GO): steroid biosynthetic process
Molecular function (GO): 3-beta-hydroxy-Delta5-steroid dehydrogenase (NAD+) activity
Source: RefSeq, a predicted model, not a curated record
CCGAGAAUGGCAGGUCUUUUCUAACCACUAUAUUGAGUCGCGAAGAUGGAAACACUAGAGACAGACGACCUGGUCAAAGGUGACGCUCCCGUGCUUGUAGUUGGGGGUUGCGGAUUUCUUGGAUCACAUCUUGUCCUAGCUCUUCUUCAUUCUCCCAGCUAUUCGUCGGUGUCGAUUAUAAGCCGCACUAUACAGAACAAUCGACAUGCAGGAGCACUUUACUACGCCGGAGACAUCACAAAAGAAAACGAUGUCCGAUCACUGCUGGAUAGAAUCCGGCCUCGAGUUAUCUUCCACGCUGCAUCUCCAAGUCCGAAUGCAAACAAGAAGUCCCAGAACCAUACAAAUAUAGUGGGCACUGAAGUCCUGCUGAAAUGUGCUGCGGAAUCUCCAUUCGUGCAUGCUCUGGUAUACACCAGCUGCGACGAAGCCAUCGAAAUAGAUCUAAGCAACCACCUCCUCACAGAAGAGACAGCAAAACUUCACACAAAAAAGUCAAACGCAACACCGUACCAAAAGUCCAAAGCCCUCGCCGAACAAGCUGUCAUCAACGCGAACUCCUGGAGCCUCCGAACCCUCUGUCUCCGUCUGCCUCCCAUUUACGGCGGCGGCGAUCUCCAAGUCAUCCCCUCCCUCCUUGAGAUGAUGAACCAAGGGAAAUCCACCCUCCAAAUUGGGCCCAAUAAGAAACUCUUCGAGCACGUCUACAUCGACAAUGCAGUGCACGCGCACCUCCUCGCCGCCAAAGUCCUCCUCCUCAGCCUCGACGAGGGCUUUUCCAUCCGCGUCGACGGCGAGACCUUCUUCAUCACCGACGGCUGCCCCAUGCCCUGGUACGACUUCGCCCGCAAGGUCUGGUACGCGGCGGGCGACCGCACAGAGCCGGAGUGGACCCGCGUUGUCCCGAUGCACCUUGCGCUUGCGACAGCGAGUGUUAAUGAUUGGGUUAGUUGGACGGUCACGCUGGGGAGGCGGAGGCAGAGGUUUACCAGUGAGGGAAUGGCAAGGUUGGGGAGGGGUACGCACUUCUCGAUUGAGAAAGCGAGGGAGUGGUUGGGGUAUGAGCCGCUUGUUCCCGUGGAAGAAGGGAUCAGGAGAGCCGUUGAGAAGGCGUUAGAAGGCGCUGAUGAGGAUAGGUUGGUUUUGAGGCGGAAAAUGGCUUCUUGAUGUUUCGAGUGGGUUGGCAGUGUUGGUGAGAUGAUAAUAUGUCGUGCGACGGCCGAGAAAGGUUGAUGAAAGUAGACUGUGCUGUGGAACCU